This is a messenger RNA of Rubroshorea leprosula, 1282 nucleotides long. Lineage: Eukaryota; Viridiplantae; Streptophyta; Magnoliopsida; Malvales; Dipterocarpaceae. The record is from the annotation of a GenBank genome assembly.
CAGAUGAAAAUGGCCGCUUGCAGAUUCUUCAAAUUCAUACAAACAAGAUGAAAGAGAAUUCUUUUCUUGCUCCUGAUGUUAACCUUCAAGAACUUGCUGCUCGUACAAAAAACUAUAGUGGAGCGGAACUUGAAGGUGUUGUGAAAAGUGCAGUAUCAUUUGCUUUGAAUAGACAGCUAAGUAUGGAUGAUCUUACAAAACCAGUGGAUGAAGAGAGCAUUAAGGUUACAAUGGAUGAUUUUCUCAAUGCACUCCAUGAGGUUACUCCUGCAUUUGGAGCUUCCACUGAUGACCUUGAGCGGUGCAGACUUAAUGGCAUGAUGGACUGUGGUAAUCGUCAUAAACACAUUUAUCAAAGAGCCAUGUUGCUAGUGGAACAAGUUAAAGUGAGUGAGGGAAGUCCUCUUGUCACUUGCCUACUAGAAGGACCGAGUGGCAGUGGUAAAACUGCACUGGCAGCUACUGUUGGCAUUGACAGUGAUUUCCCAUAUGUCAAGAUAGUCUCAGCAGAAUCAAUGAUUGGUCUUCAUGAGAGCACAAAAUGUGCACAAAUUAUCAAGGUGUUUGAAGAUGCAUACAAGUCUCCUUUGAGUAUCAUUAUCCUUGAUGACAUUGAAAGGCUAUUGGAGUAUGUUGCAAUUGGACCCCGUUUUUCAAAUAUAAUUUCUCAGACAUUGCUGGUCCUCCUCAAACGUCUUCCUCCUAAGGGGAAGAAACUUCUUGUGUUAGGAACAACCAGUGAAAUGAGUUUCUUAGAAUCAGUUGGCAUUUGUGAUGCUUUCUCUGUCCCCUAUCAGGUUCCUAAAUUGAAGACAGAUGACGUAAAGAAGGUGUUAGAACAAUUGAAUGUGUUUGCUGGGGAAGAUAUAGAUGCAGCUGCUGAGGCCCUGAACGAUAUGCCUAUCAAGAAGGUUUAUAUGUUGAUUGAGAUGGCAGCUCAAGGAGAGCAAGGUGGAGCUGCUGAGGCGAUCUAUUCUGGUAAAGAAAAGAUUAAGAUAGCCCACUUUUAUGAUUGUCUUCAAGACGUGGUGAACACAAUAGAAUGUCCGAUCCCAAUCAUUAGGGUUGAUUUUGAAAAGGAAUAACUCUUUCCACAACCACAAUUUUCUUAUUGUGUUUGUCAUGGUACUAAUAAAUAUUAGUGGCGAAAUUUUACGUCCUCUUGUGUAGCUAAACAAUAUAUGUCCGGUAUCACUACGGUGGAUUCAUUUCCCGUUCGUCCAUCGUACAUGAGCGGCUGGUGUUGCCAUAUUAAUACGAUUACGAUCGCUUUAAUUUCCUU